AUGGACAGCUGGGGCGCGCGCCAGUUCGCGAUGGAGGGAUCCCACUUCCUCGCCGAGGAGAAGACAGCGCUGGAGCGGCACGUGCAGAAGCUCGUGCGGGAGGGCAAACUGCCCGCGUCGGCCGCGGACGGCAUCCUGGAGGCGAGCGCCGCGGACGGCGCCGCGUCCACCAGCGUGCCCACCGUGAGGAGGGGCCGGCCUGCCUCGGAGUUCGUGUACCAGCACGUGAAGGGGGUAAUCCCGGGCAAUAACCUGCCGACCAUGAAGGAGUGGGGCUUGGGGACUUCCGUCGGCUUCGGGGGCAGCAGAUGGACUGUCAAUGACGUUUCUGUCUUCGACAUUGAGGAAGGGAAACGGAUGGCCAAGACGCCGAGGAAGGAGCCAACGGUGUUUGAGAUGAAGCGGGCUGCGGCGAUCCAAAAGGCAGCAGCUGAGUCGCCAACUGUGAACGGCUAUCGUUUGUACCCCAACAUGACGCCUGGCAGGGCAUUCAUGUGGGGUACAAUUGUGGCAGUCACAGGGAUGGCUAUUGGGACUAAGGCGGCUAUGGUGGCGCUUGAAAUCAAAGAGUUGGAUGAUGUUUCUGUUCGCAUGAGGCAAGUUCUCCGUCCUUAUGUGGAGUAUAUCGCAUCAGCAAUGCGACCAUGGAGAGGGCUGAUCGUCGCUGCUGGUGAGCAGACCGACGUCCAGAACAGCGCGGUAGCUGACGUCGCCCGAAGGAUGAAGGCAUUUCUGGAGGAGCGCUAG
Ostreobium quekettii is the source of this 747-nucleotide messenger RNA. The record is from the annotation of a GenBank genome assembly. NCBI's taxonomy places the organism in Eukaryota, Viridiplantae, Chlorophyta, Ulvophyceae, Bryopsidales, Ostreobiaceae.